AUGGACAUUUUAUUGUCUUCCGAAACAGGGGUUUGCUUUUGUUGUAAAUAUCAUUGCGAGCAAUUCAUUUAUGUGACAUAUAAAGGAUGCGAAAUCAUACACAUUAAAGGUAUAACAAAUGCUCGUAAUUUCUUCUUUACAUUUCAUGGUCGUGUUGUCACAACUUCAAGUAACGAUCACGAUCGAGGAUUAAACAAAUUAGCAUGA
Molecule: messenger RNA, 207 nt
Organism: Clunio marinus
Lineage: Eukaryota; Metazoa; Arthropoda; Insecta; Diptera; Chironomidae
Source: the annotation of a GenBank genome assembly